CGCAAGCGCGUAGCCCGUCCCGGCUCUGGAGCAUAAACAAGAGUGUGGACGGGAUGAGGCGGCGGUUGGUCCCCACUCAGCGAGUGGCGGCGAGCGAAGGAGCAAGCCGGACCGGGCGCAGAUCCUGAGUGGAACACGCUCCCGCGGGCCGCCCGAGUUGCGCCACGCGCGCUCCCGCGAAGGGGGUCCGAGCCCGUCGCGCGCGCGCAGCCAUGAACCUGGCGAGCCAGAGCGGAGAGGCCGGCGCCGGCCAGCUGCUGUUCGCCAACUUCAACCAGGAUAACACGUCCCUCGCGGUUGGUAGUAAGUCCGGGUAUAAGUUUUUCUCCCUUUCUUCUGUGGAUAAGCUGGAACAGAUCUAUGAAUGCACUGACACAGAAGAUGUGUGCAUCGUGGAGAGAUUGUUUUCAAGCAGCUUGGUAGCCAUCGUCAGCCUCAAAGCUCCCAGGAAACUGAAAGUUUGCCACUUUAAGAAGGGAACUGAAAUAUGCAACUACAGCUACUCCAACACGAUACUGGCUGUGAAGCUGAACAGGCAGAGGCUCAUUGUGUGUCUGGAGGAGUCACUCUAUAUACACAACAUCCGGGACAUGAAGGUACUUCAUACCAUCCGAGAGACACCCCCAAACCCUGCAGGCUUGUGUGCACUGUCAAUAAACAACGACAAUUGCUACUUGGCGUACCCAGGGAGUGCGACCAUCGGGGAGGUGCAGGUCUUCGACACCAUUAACUUGAGAGCUGCAAACAUGAUCCCGGCUCAUGACAGUCCCUUAGCAGCCCUGGCUUUUGACGCAAGUGGGACCAAGCUUGCCACUGCUUCUGAGAAGGGGACUGUGAUCAGGGUAUUUUCCAUUCCAGAGGGACAAAAGCUGUUCGAGUUCCGAAGAGGAGUGAAGAGGUGUGUGAGCAUCUGCUCCCUGGCCUUCAGCAUGGACAGCAUGUUUCUCUCCGCAUCCAGCAACACCGAAACUGUGCAUAUCUUCAAACUUGAGGCCGUGAGGGAAAAACCUCCAGAAGAGCCCACCACCUGGACUGGCUACUUCGGGAAGGUGCUUAUGGCAUCUACCAGCUACCUGCCCUCACAAGUGACAGAAAUGUUCAACCAGGGCAGAGCCUUUGCCACUGUCCGCCUACCAUUCUGUGGCCAUAAAAACAUCUGCUCAUUAACCACAAUUCAGAAGAUCCCACGGUUGCUGGUGGGAGCAUCAGAUGGCUAUUUAUACAUGUACAACCUGGACCCCCAGGAAGGUGGCGAAUGUGCCCUGAUGCGUCAGCACAGGCUCGAUGGCAGUAUGGAGACUACCAGCGAAAUUGUAGACUCUGCCUCUCACGACUGCCCCUUAGUAACACAGACGUACGGCGCAGCAGCUGCCAAAGGUGCCUAUGUGCCCUCCUCCCCAACGAGGCUUGGUAAAGGGCAGGAUACCAACUUAGAAGCCUACACAGAUGACCUGGGUGCCGUGGGGGGCACUUGCCUGGAGGAUGAAGCCAGCGCCCUGCGCCUGGAUGAAGACAGCGAACAUCCUCCCAUGAUUCUCCGGACUGACUGAUCCUGACCUGUGAACUCUGGCCCAGGAGCAGAGGACACUGGCCUGGCAGAGGACUUGUGCAUUGCUGCUAUGAACUUUGACCUGAAUUGAGGGAGAGGAUGGCAGAGAUUUUAAAGCGAAGAGAUUGUAGUUCUAGUUUAUCCAUACUGUCGAGAAAAUACACUGUUUUCACUUCAGUGACUUUAAUCCUG
Messenger RNA from Microtus ochrogaster (prairie vole), 1741 nucleotides. RefSeq names its product WD repeat domain, phosphoinositide interacting 2 (gene Wipi2). NCBI's taxonomy places the organism in Eukaryota, Metazoa, Chordata, Mammalia, Rodentia, Cricetidae. Gene Ontology annotation, molecular function: protein binding. The record is from RefSeq and is a predicted model, not a curated record.